This is a messenger RNA of Epinephelus fuscoguttatus (brown-marbled grouper), 1704 nucleotides long. RefSeq lists its product as uncharacterized. The coding region runs from base 282 to 1304 and encodes 340 amino acids. The record is from RefSeq and is a predicted model, not a curated record. Gene Ontology annotation, molecular function: GTP binding. The transcript is spliced from 3 exons. NCBI's taxonomy places the organism in Eukaryota, Metazoa, Chordata, Actinopteri, Perciformes, Serranidae.
AUCAAAUUCUUUAUGCGUUGUGAUUCAGUGUUAAAAUAAAAAGUCCAGUGGGUGGAAACUUUCUUCUAUGGUAAGAAAACAUUUGACUCAUGUGACAUCAUCAGACCCGGGGCGGUUCCCAGGUCCGGGUGUGAGCCGCCCUACAUCAGCCUCCACCACAGAUGGAGCUGUGUUCGCCUCUGUUACAGUCAGGCUGAGUCCAGUUGGUGUCAGAGGCAGGAAGGAGGAAGUGGGACCAUCCUCUGAUUCAACACUAAACCCUGCAGCGAUCAGGAGCAGACAUGUCCACAUCUGCAGCACACUCAGAGCUGAGGCUGGUGGUGCUGGGCCGGACCGGGGCAGGAAAGAGAUCAACAGUCUGCACCAUCCUGGGCCUGCAAGACCCUGAACAGGGCACAGAUGUUACCCAGGAGUGCAGCAAACACAGAGGAGAGGCUGCAGGCAGGCAGGUGGUGGUCGUCUCCAGUCCAGCCUGGUUCGGCUCAGACUGCGACCCCGAGGAGAGGAGAAGACACAUAUCCUCCUUCAUCGCCUUAUCCAGCCCUGGACCGCACGCCUUCCUGCUGUGCGUCCCCGUGAACCAGCCAGCUGACGGAGAAGCCAAGGCGCUGGACGCCCUGACGGAGCUGUUCGGCCCCUCUGCAGUCAGCACCAACACCAUCAUACUCUUCACCAACACCGAGGAGCUGGAGGAGGACGAGCAGUUGGAGGAGUACCUCGUCACGUGGCGCAAGGACCUCCGGGAGCUGGUGGAAAGAUGUGGCGACCGCUACCACACCCUGGAGACCCGGGGUGGAGAACCAGAAGAGGGGAAAGCUGUGGAGGAGCUGAUGGAGAAGGUUGAGGAGGCGGUGACGGAGAGUGGGACGCAACACUUCAGCUGCCCUCUGUACCAGGAGGCCGAGGAGAGGGUGAAGGAGAAGCAGGUGGAGAUCCUGAGACGGAGGAGAGGAGAGGACGUGACGACUCCCACAGACUCACAACCAGAGGAAAACACAGAAGAAGAGAUGGAGGCAGUGCGGGAGGAGGCAGAGAGGAGCAUUGGGGACUUGAACGUGGACGUAGAUAAUAUCUUCCCCUCUGCUGCCGUCUCACCGUCCUCCCCCGCUCCGUCUUUCCUCUGGGGCUUAUGGGAGAAGCUGACCAGCUGGGUGAAGUGGCUGCCCAGAGUGGUGCGACGGGAGGCCCUGCUGGGAGCACUGGUCGGCCUGUUUGUCGGAGGGCCGUUUGGAGGUAUUAUGGGGGCCACGGUGGGGUCGGUGGCGACUGAGGUGGGAAGAAGAAAAACACAGAAAACCAAAUAAGAGAUAAUCUCGUUUAUUAUCUCUAAAGCUGCACCUUAAAGUCACCUCACUGCUGUAUUACUGAGCUAACAGCUAACAGCUAGCACCUUCAAAAUAGUAUUUAUGCUUCACUACUGAGCAACGCAUUCAUUUUUAAUUUUGGAAUGGGACCACUCUCUAAUAGAGCAUACUGUAUUAUAUAUUAAUGGUUAAUAAAUCGUGCCUAAUGGAUCGCUAAUAAUCCAUUAAUAAGAAUAACUUUGGGUUGCCAGGUUAGAAAACAUCUUUGGCUGUUGUAUAUCUUCCUUUAGUGUAACAUGCUCUGUCAUCUUAAGUCAGGUUAGUUAUUCAUCUUACUUCAUCUGGCCUACUUACUGAAAUACUGAAUGUAACUGAUUAAUAAAGUAGACUUCCACUACAA